GGAGGGACGGCCCGCCGCGCCCCGGAAGCGGCGGGGAGGCCGCCAUGGGCCGGGCGGUGAGCGUGGCCACCUGCGCCCUCAACCAGUGGGCCCUGGAUUUUGAGGGCAACCUGGAGAGGAUUUUCAGAAGUAUCGACAUCGCAAAGAGGCGAGGAGCCCGGUACCGGCUCGGUCCAGAGCUCGAAAUCUGUGGUUACGGCUGCUCGGAUCACUAUUACGAGUCUGACACGCUCUUGCAUUCGUUUCAAGUUCUGGCAAAGCUUUUGGAGUCUCCAGCAACUCAAGAUAUUAUCUGUGAUGUGGGAAUGCCUGUUCUGCACAGAAAUGUUCGCUACAAUUGUCGAGUGAUCUUUCUAAAUAAGAAAAUUCUUCUGAUCAGACCAAAAAUAUCACUGGCAAAUGCAGGAAACUACAGGGAACUUAGAUGGUUUACCCCAUGGAGCAAAGCAAGGCAUGUGGAGGAGUAUUUUCUACCCAGAAUAAUUCAGGAAGUGACCGGACAGGAAACUGUUCCUUUUGGGGAUGCAGUGCUAGCAACCAAAGAUACCUGCCUAGGGACAGAAAUAUGUGAAGAACUCUGGGCACCAAACAGCCCUCAUAUUGAAAUGGGACUUGAUGGCGUGGAAAUUUUCACUAACUCUUCAGGGAGUCAUCAUGUGCUGCGGAAGGCUCACACCCGGGUGGAUUUGGUGAAUUCUGCCACAGCAAAGAAUGGUGGAAUAUAUAUUUUAGCUAACCAGAAAGGCUGUGAUGGCGAUCGUCUGUAUUAUGAUGGCUGUGCCAUGAUUUCAAUGAAUGGAGAAACAGUUGCACAAGGAUCCCAGUUUUCACUCGAUGAUGUGGAGGUGCUGGUUGCCACGCUGGACUUGGAGGACGUUCGAAGUUACAGAGCAGAGAUUUCAUCUCGUAACUUAGCGGCAAGUAAAGUGACUCCUUAUCCCAGGGUAAAAGUGAAUUUUGCUCUGUCAUGUUCUGAUGAUGUAGCUGUACCUACUUGUAUGCCAAUCCAGUGGAGACAUCAUAGUCCUGAGGAGGAGAUCAGCCUUGGUCCUGCAUGUUGGCUUUGGGACUAUUUAAGGCGCAGCAAACAGGCAGGAUUUCUCCUACCUCUUAGUGGUGGAAUUGACAGCUCUGCUACAGCUUGCAUAGUAUACUCUAUGUGUCACCAGGUUUGCCUGGCAGUCAAGAAUGGAAAUGCGGAUGUGCUGGCUGAUGCGCGCAAGAUUGUAAAUGAUGAGACCUAUGUCCCUGAGGAUCCUCGAGAAUUUUGCAAGCGUAUCUUUACCACUUGCUAUAUGGCUAGUGAGAACUCCUCCCAGGAUACUUGCAACAGGGCUAAACUUCUGGCUGAGCAAAUAGGCAGCUAUCACAUCAAUCUGAACAUAGAUGCGGCUGUGAAAGCUAUUGUGGGAAUUUUCAGCAUGGUGACAGGUCGAACUCCCUGUUUUUCUGUCUACGGAGGGAGCAGCAGAGAAAACCUGGCACUCCAGAAUGUGCAGGCUAGAAUAAGAAUGGUCCUUGCCUACCUGUUUGCUCAGCUGACACUGUGGACUCGUGGGAUGCCAGGGGGACUUCUCGUGCUAGGAUCAGCCAAUGUGGAUGAAAGUCUCCGAGGUUACUUGACAAAGUAUGAUUGCUCAAGUGCUGAUAUCAAUCCCAUUGGUGGAAUCAGCAAGACUGAUCUGAAGAACUUCAUACAAUACUGCAUUGAAAAUUUUCAGCUCACGGCCCUCAGAAGUAUCAUGUCAGCUCCACCCACUGCGGAGUUAGAGCCCCUGGUGGAUGGACAAGUGGCUCAAACUGAUGAGGCAGAUAUGGGGAUGACAUAUGCAGAGCUCUCAAUCUAUGGCAAAUUAAGAAAAAUUGCAAAGGCUGGACCGUACAGUAUGUUCUGUAAGCUGAUUAAUAUGUGGAAGGAAAUUUGUACUCCAAGAGAGGUGGCAUCAAAGGUUAAGCAUUUCUUCAGGAUGUAUUCUAUUAACAGACAUAAAAUGACCACCCUGACUCCUUCCUACCAUGCUGAAAACUACAGUCCAGAUGACAACCGAUUUGACCUGAGGCCUUUCCUUUAUAACACCACAUGGUCCUGGCAAUUUAGGUGUAUAGAUAAACAGGUAUCCAAGCUAGAAAAAAAGGAAGGAAUUUCUGUAGUUGAAGACAUGGACUGAUCUGCUGUCUUGUUUAACUGCGGUAAUUAAUUUGCUAAGCAGAAUGUUCAAAACUGGAGUAUACUGUGAUGAUGAGCAGAGAUGACCCAAACAAUUGUUGAGAUGACCAUUGUAAAUGGUAUUUGUAAUCAGGUCCUUUUUUUUUUUUUUUUUUUUUUUAUUGACUCCAUUUUGUUCCCAAUAUACUUAACCCAUAGUUUGGCUAAGGAAUCAUUUAUUAAGAAUUUUCUUCAACUACUGGAGUUAAUUGCCUUUAAUUGCAAAUAUUUGGAUAAGCCCAUCAAUCAUAAAUAAAUGCAGGAUAGUCUUUUGUGAAAGUGAAUACACAUACAAAUAUUAAGUUUGGUUUUAGUAAUUUGGUUAUGAUUUUUGAGUAACAUUCAGCUGAAAGUAUUAAAUUUUAACAGUUCUGGCAUGUGCUGUUGAGAGGAAAAACUCAUUUUACUUUGCAAUAAACUUGUAAUUUUAUAAUGCUAAUUGACUCAGUUCUUAUUUUAAAUGUUUUUAUUUAUCUAGCAUUGGCUGUGUAGACUGGUCCGGUGUUUUGAAUGGCCACGUAAGGUCUAAUUCAGCAGAUAUUGGAAGCAUGUCUAACUUGAAGCAGAUGGGUAGUCUCCUUGUUAGCUGGAUCCAAAUUAGAGUUCAGCUUCUUGUUUUUGCAUCUACUUGCUGUGUAACUUGUGGCAAUUAACUUUAAAAUCUCUGGCUUAAUUUUCUCAGAGAGGAGUAAUACCUACUUCAUCAGGGUGUUCAGGGAUUGUCUGAUUGUUAUUGCUCUCCAAGAUCCUCAGCUGUAUUUUAAGGAUUUUGAAUAAAGUUCGCAUGCUAUCUUUUCCCUCCUGGCAUUUUUGAUGUGUAAGGGUAACUUGGCGUACCCGAUAUAAAAAAUGUCUUCUGGUGCAUGGUGUCUUGAAUAGAGAGGACACGAGUUUGGUAUCCAUGCCACUGUUGUCAUUCCUAUAUGCUCUGGUGCUGCCUGUCCAGGAGCUGUGAUCCGUUAUCACUGACCAUGCCAUCAGUGAGUGGUUGGACUUGCCCACGUAAUCCCUUUACUGUUCAAUCAAGCUCGCUGGGUGUAAAACAUCUGGGAAUGGAGUGAGUAUUGCAGAAUGAAGUAUAAAGCCAGCUUCCUUUGAGCUCAAUUAGUUUGUUACCCACCUUUCACCUACUGCUUGCAAAAAGUUAUUUUAACUUCACUGAUCUUUUAAAUGUGUCCAGUGCUGUGGAACAAUAAAAAGGGUACAAGGAUAGGCUUGUUCCUUCA
Molecule: messenger RNA, 3432 nt
Organism: Harpia harpyja (harpy eagle)
Lineage: Eukaryota; Metazoa; Chordata; Aves; Accipitriformes; Accipitridae
Gene: NADSYN1
Product: NAD synthetase 1
Exons: 21
Coding region: 45-2168 (707 amino acids)
Biological process (GO): NAD+ biosynthetic process
Cellular component (GO): cytoplasm
Molecular function (GO): glutaminase activity; NAD+ synthase (glutamine-hydrolyzing) activity; ATP binding
Source: RefSeq, a predicted model, not a curated record